AUGAAUCCAGAUAACAAUUAUCUUAAGCCCAAAGUAAACACAAGAAGAUUCGAAGCUCAAAGUAAGAUCGUGGGUGGAUACGAAGCCAAACCAUAUAGCCAUCCGUACCUGGUAUCACUUCAGACCAGGUUUCUUUGGGUGAGAGUUCACAACUGUGGUGGAGCCAUACUCAAUGAGAGAUGGGUGUUGUCAGCUGCUCACUGCGCUGUAGAAUCAUGGCUGACAAGAUGGCUGCCACUGGAUGUGGUCGCCGGUAUACAUGACAUCGACAAGUUCGGAAACCAGGCUCAAAUCAUCAGAAUCAAUGAACGACUACCCCAUCCUUUAUAUGAAGGAGGUAUCGGGCCAUACGACGUCGCAGUUUUCGGUACUGCAUCUCCAUUCAGAUUCACGAAAUAUGUCCAACCUGUCAAUCUUCCUACUAACUUCAAAAUUGACGGUGGACCAAUGAAGCUAGCCGGUUGGGGUGUGCUAAAAACCACAGUCUUUAUACCAGCCUUACCUAGCAAGCUCCAAGAAGUCAAAGUUACUUAUAUUCCUUACGAAGAAUGCUACGAAGCCAUAGAAAAACUAAAAGAAGAUUACGAAGAGAACCCACUAGAUAGAAACGCGAAUAUUUGCACGGGACCCAUAACGGGAGGUGUAGCUGCUUGUAGCGGAGAUUCAGGGGGUCCUCUCAUACAAUACAUACCAAAUAGCAUUCUGGACCCCAAUGAUCCAGUCGAAGAUAAUACUGAAAAAUAUGAUGCUAGUAAUUAUAACUGCACUAAUGAUGGAGGAACUACUACUACUGAAUCAGCAACAACUACAGAAGCUACCAAAAGAAAAGAAAAACAGUCCAUGGAUGAAUUUAUUCCUACUGUUGUAGGAAUUGUGUCUUGGGGUGUUUCCCCUUGCGGAGAGAAAGGAGCUCCUACAAUUUACACUAAUGUAUCCACCUACUUAGAUUUUAUUAAUUAUAACGUUAAGGAUCUAUUUUAA
Molecule: messenger RNA, 981 nt
Organism: Helicoverpa armigera (cotton bollworm)
Lineage: Eukaryota; Metazoa; Arthropoda; Insecta; Lepidoptera; Noctuidae
Product: trypsin-2
Exons: 5
Coding region: 1-981 (326 amino acids)
Biological process (GO): proteolysis
Molecular function (GO): serine-type endopeptidase activity
Source: RefSeq, a predicted model, not a curated record